UUCAUAGUGGGUGGGACCAGAAUAGGCAAAGCAUUCGCAAAAGCAGGGGAGGGCCUCAGCAAAACUCGCUGUUCCCUCAGGAAUUUCGGGGGACACGGAGUGCAGAAUCUGGGCCAAGGACACUGUCCGGGUCUUGAGGAGACGUGAAAAUUCCCGUAAGCCGCAAGUGCGGUGCUGCGCAUCCUGGGAGAGGCAGCGGCGCAGCGGCGGGAACCGCUGCCCGGCGGCCCUGGAACCUCCCAGGGUUCGUUGAUCUUCAGUGAUGUGGCUGUGGACUUGUCCCAGGAAAAGAGGGAAUACCUACACUCUGCUCCGCGGCUUUUUACAUAGAGACUUCAUGUCUUAUGCAGAAUUAAAGUAAAAUAAGAGCCCAGACGACGGGAUCAGAUACCUCGGGAUUGGAAUUGCAGAUGGUUGUGAGCCACAAUGACUCACUGAUGAAGUGGAACAAGGAGCCCUGGAUGGUAAAGAGAGAGAAGACAGUAGCAAUGAGUCCAGGAAGCUGCAUACUUACUUGCAUGGUGGCUACAGUGAGUUCAAAUUCCCACUGAUGGUACAAAAGUGCAAGAAAAGGAAACUCAGAAGGACAAUAGGGAGAAAUGGCUGGUUCUCCAGUAAAUACAUUCCAGGGUCUGUUGACAUUCAGCGAUGUGACUGUGGACUUCUCCCAGGAGGAGUGGGAAUGCCUAGACUCCACUCAGAGGGCUUUGUACAUUGGAGUAAUGUUAGAGAAUUAUAGUAACCUGGUGUCUGUGGGUAUUAUGUGCAAGGCAGACCUGGUCCCCUGUCUGGAGCAAAUCUAUAUACCCUGGAAUGUAAAGAGAGAGAAGAUGGUGGCUAAACCAGGCAGAGAGAACCAUCGAAUAUGCAGUGAAUAUGAGAAGGUCUUCCAUCAAGACUCAAAGAGUAUCAUCUAUGAGCAUGUGGAUAUGCUAUGGAAGUCCAGUAAAUGUAAUGAACUUGGCAAAAUGCUUCAUGAAUCCUCCGGAUGGAUACUUUGCAAAACAAUUAAUACUCCAGAAAUCUGCAACGCAUACAGAUUUGAUAACCACAGGAAUGCCUAUAUUGAAACAACAGACUUCAGUAGACAUAUAAGUGUGCACACUGGAGAAGAACCUUGCAAAUAUUUAAGUUUAUUUUCAAACAUAAGUCAGAGUCAUGGAAUCUACAUAGGAGAGAAAGAAUAUAAAGAAUGUGAUAAAACUUUUGGUUCCACCCCAAAACUUGUACAGCUAAGAAUCCAUAGUGGAGAAAAACCACAGAAGUGUAGGAAAUGUGGGACAGGAUUCAAGACCUGCUCAAGCCUCAGUACAUAUCAGAGAACUUAUACUGGAGAGAAACCAUGGAUAUGCACAGAAUGUGACAAGGCCUUUAGAUGGUUGUCAGAUCUUAAAACCCAUUACAGAAUCCAUCCUGGAAAAAAACCUUUCAAAUGUAAGGAUUGUGACAGAUCUUUUACCUUCUGCUCUUCUCUUAGAGAACAUCAGAACAUCCAUGAGGGAAAAUUUUAUAAAUGUUGGGAAUGUGACAAGUCCUUUACCCGGUGCUCAUCUCUUAGAGCACAUGAGAAAAUUCAUACUGGACAUAAACCUUUCAAAUGUAAGGAGUGUAAUAAGUCCUUUUAUAUGCUGUCCCAGCUUACAAAACAUGCCAGGACACAUACUGGAGAGAAACCAUACAAAUGUAAGGAAUGUCACAAAUCUUUUACCUACUCCUCAUCUCUUAGAGAACAUCAGAACAUGCAUGCUGGAAAACUAUAUAAAUGUCAGGAAUGUGACAAAUACUUUACCCGGUCCUCAUCUCUUAGAGCACAUGGGAAAAUUCAUACUGGAGAGAAACAUUUCAAAUGUAAGGAAUGUGUUAAGUCCUUUUAUAUGUUGUCGCAACUUAGAAAACAUGCCAGAACUCAUACUGGAGAGAAACCGUACAAAUGCAAAGAGUGUGAGAAAUCCUUUACACGGUGUUCAACCCUUAGGAUACAUCAGAAAAUUCAUGCUGGAGAGAAACCCUACAAAUGUAAAGAAUGUGGUAAGUGCUUUUAUAAGUUGUCAUACCUUAAAGUCCAUUACAGGACCCAUACUGGAGAGAAGCCUUACCAAUGUAAAGAAUGUGGUAAAGGCUUUUCCCAGUUGUCUUGUCUUAAAAGCCAUGAAAGAAUCCAUACUGGAGAGAAACCUUACAAAUGCAGUGAAUGUGACAAAUCCUUUACACACUGCUCAACGUGUAGGAGACACCAGAGCACUCAUGCUGCAAAGCUUUACAAAUGUGAGGAAUGUGACAAAUCCUUUGCCAAUCAGACAUUUCUCAGAACACAUCAGAAAGUCCAUGUGGGAGAGAAACCUCAUACUUGUAAAGAAUGUGGUAAGGCCUUCUAUCAAGUAUCACAUCUGAAAGUUCAUUACAGAAUCCAUACUGGAGAGAAACCUUACAAAUGUGAUGAAUGUGAGAAAUCGUUUACAAAAUGUUCAUCUCUCAGAACACAUCAGAAAAUUCAUGCUGGAGAGAAAUCUCAUGCUUGUAAAGAAUGUGGCAAGGCCUUCUAUCACUUAUCACAUCUUAACAUCCAUUACAGAAUUCAUACAGGAGAGAAACCUUAUAAAUGUAGUGAAUGUGACAAAUCCUUUACCACAUUGGCAAACCUUAAAAGACAUCACAAAAUUCAUACUGGGGAGAAACCUUUCCAUACUAAAUAAUGUGGUGUAUGCUUUUUCCAGAGUGCUGUCCUUAGGGACCACUGCAGGCUCCACCCCAGAGAAACAUGAAUAUGAGAAAUCUGGGAAGGCCUUUACAGAAUAUUUAAAUCUUAGAAAACAUCAAGUUUAUAGUGAGGAAAAAUUAUGAGAUGUUACACUAUUGGAAGCCUUUCAUAAAAACAUACUUGUUUAACCUCAAAAAAUUCAUAAUAAAGAUAAUAUGUGUUAAUCUAGAGGAUUUCAACAAGCCUUUAGUUAUUCCCUGAAAUGACAUACAGCAGAAAAUUCAUAUUAGAGAGAAAUCAUAUAUGUUUCCCAUUAUGCUAUAUUCAUGCCACACUGCACACUAGAAAAUUCUAGAGACCCCAAAGAAAUAACAUUGAAUUUCUCAAAGCCUUUCCCUACUAGACAUCUAGAAAUUUUACCUGAAGGAAAACCCAAGAAAGUGCUUUAAUAAUGACACUCUGUUUUUCACCUUCAAAAUAUUCAUUCUGGAGUGAAAACCUGUCAAUUGCAAGAUGGUGAGAACUUUGCAGUGAUAAUCUGUAGCUAUGACAACAUGUGUGCUCAUGCAUAGCUAGAAAAUCCCCAAGAA
Mastomys coucha (southern multimammate mouse) is the source of this 3288-nucleotide messenger RNA. RefSeq names its product zinc finger protein 595-like. Gene Ontology annotation, molecular function: DNA-binding transcription factor activity, RNA polymerase II-specific; RNA polymerase II cis-regulatory region sequence-specific DNA binding. The transcript is spliced from 9 exons. Lineage: Eukaryota; Metazoa; Chordata; Mammalia; Rodentia; Muridae. Gene Ontology annotation, biological process: regulation of DNA-templated transcription. The record is from RefSeq and is a predicted model, not a curated record. The coding region runs from base 600 to 2693 and encodes 697 amino acids.